Messenger RNA from Plasmodium relictum, 1509 nucleotides. Its product is annotated as histidine--tRNA ligase, putative. Gene Ontology annotation, molecular function: histidine-tRNA ligase activity. Bases 1 to 1509 code for a protein of 502 amino acids. The record is from RefSeq and is a predicted model, not a curated record. Gene Ontology annotation, cellular component: cytoplasm. Gene Ontology annotation, biological process: histidyl-tRNA aminoacylation. The transcript has a single exon. Lineage: Eukaryota; Apicomplexa; Aconoidasida; Haemosporida; Plasmodiidae.
AUGCCUUUAAAGAUAUUCUAUUUGGUAAUAAUAUUUUUAAAAACGGGUUCUUGUAAAAAUAUAAUUGAAAAAAAAUCCUUUUUUUUAUAUCUAUUAAAACUAAAACAUAAUUAUCGCUUAAAGAAAAAAUUAAUCGUUAACAGUGUAAAGGGAAUAAGAACUUUUGAUCCUAAAAAUUAUGAAAGAAGAGAAUAUUUAUUUAAAAUAUGGAAAGAUAUAUCCAAAAGCUUUUCUUACGAUUUUUAUGAUUUACCUAUAUUAGAAAAUUAUAAUAUUUUUCGAAGAAGUAAUAUUAAUGAAUCAUAUGAUUUCAUAAAAAAUAAAAGACAUCUAAUAUUACGUCCAGAAAUUACACCUCAAUUAAUUAAUUACUUAUUUUUCAAGAAAAGAGAAUUGAAAGAAAAAAAAAAAAGUAAUAAUGAUAAUAUUUCUCAAAAUUAUAAAAAGAAAUAUUUUUUACAAAAUUUUAAAAAAGUUUUUAAGAUGUGCACAAUUGGACAGUGCUUUAGAUAUGAGAAAAUGUCCAAAUGUAGAAAAAGAGAGCAUUAUCAAUGGAAUAUAGAUAUUAUAGGAAUAAAUAAUAUAAAUGCAGAAAUAGAAAUUUUCACUAUUUUAAUUUCUUUUUUUCAUUAUAUUAAGUUAAGUUAUAAUGAUAUAGUAUUUAAAAUUAAUGAUAAAAAAAUUAUUCAUUACAUUAUCUAUAAAAUUUUUAAAAAAUCUUUUGAUUUUUCUUUUAAUUAUACACAAGAAGAAAUAAAGAAAAUAUUACAUACAUUAGAUAAAUUUCAUAAAAUUAGUAACUAUUCCUUUAAAUUACUAUUAAGAAAAAAAUGCCCAUAUUUAAAAAAAAAGGAUAUAAAUCACUUUAACAAUGUAAUUCAUAACAUUACUACUCUAGACCAAUUAGAAGUGUACCUAAAUUUUAAUACUACCAUAUAUAAUGAACUUAAAAAUAUAGUUUGUUAUUUUCAAAAAUUAAAUUUAAAUCCUUUUUUUCAAAUAGAUUUAACAAUUGUACGAGGAUUAGAUUAUUAUAAUAAUAUCAUUUUUGAAAUAUUUUACAAGCAUAAGAAUUAUAGGGCUAUAUGUGGAGGUGGCCGUUAUGAUUUUUUUUUAAACAAAACGAAAAUUUUCGCAGUUGGUUUUGCCAUGGGAGAUAUAGUAAUAUCUGAAAUUCUUUUCAAGAAUAAUUUAGAAUUAACUAAGUUACAAAAAAAUAUAAAUGUUGUUUCAUUUUUUCCUUUUACUUUGAAAGAAAAUAUAGAAGAUAUUCAUAAAGAGUAUUUUAACAUUAUAAAUAUUUUAAGAAAUAAUAAUGUAAAAGUUUAUUCAUUAUUACAAAAUAAUAUAAAACUCUCAAAAGCACUAAAAAAAGCUAAUUCUUUAAAUUCUGAUUACUUUUUAUUUUUUCAAGAAAAAGACAAUGUAAUUUUCUUAAAAAAUUUGAAAACAGGAGAACAAAUCUCUGUUAAUUCACAAAACAUUUUAUCUGCCUAUAAUGAUUUUUAG